Molecule: messenger RNA, 1863 nt
Organism: Strongyloides ratti
Lineage: Eukaryota; Metazoa; Nematoda; Chromadorea; Rhabditida; Strongyloididae
Product: Carboxylesterase, type B domain-containing protein
Exons: 2
Coding region: 1-1863 (620 amino acids)
Source: RefSeq, a predicted model, not a curated record
AUGGGAUGUCAAAGUAGUAAACUUACCACAGUUACAAAUACUCAAGAUUUUUCAUCAUCAAAUCCUAUAAUUCAAACAAAUUAUGGUUUAGUUGAAGGAAAAACUUACCAAACUAAAGAAGGUUUUAUUUCAAAUAUAUUUUUAGGUAUUCCAUUUGCUUCACCUCCAGUUGGAGAAUUAAGAUUUAAGAAACCUAUUCCACCAUCAAAAUGGGAUGGAAUAUUAUUAGCAAAAAAAUAUAAAUCACGAUCAAUUCAAAAAGAUAUUUAUAUUGAACCAAUAACAAUAACAAAUAAAAAAAAUGAAGAUUGUCUAUAUUUAAAUAUAGUUACACCAGAUUUAUCAAAUAAAUCAAAUAAUAUUAAAUAUCCCGUCAUGAUAUAUAUACAUGGUGGUGGUUUUACAAUUGAUUGUGCUGCUAGAUAUGAUUAUAAAAAAAUUACACAAACACUUGUUAAACAUGAUGUUAUUGUUGUUACAAUACAAUAUAGAUUAGGAUUCUUAGGAUUUUUUUAUACAGGUGAUGAAGCAUGUCCAAGUAAUCUUGGAUUAUGGGAUCAAUAUAUGGCUUUAAAAUGGAUACAUGAAAAUAUACAAUAUUUUGGUGGUGAUAUAAAUAAUAUUACUGUAUUUGGGCAAUCUGCUGGUGCUGUUAGUGCUGAUAUAUUAGCAUUAUCACCAAUUACUAGAGAUAUGUUUCAAAAAGUUAUUCUUAUGGGUGGUAAUGCUGAUACUAUAUGGGGUAUUGGUGAUAAAGAUAAAUUAAUUGAAAUAUGUAGAAAUAAAGCUAUUAGAUUAGGUUUUAAAAAAUUAAAUAAUGAUGAAUGGAGUAAGGAAGAUAAUAUUGAAAUGAUGAAAUUUUUAAUGAAAAUACCAGGAGAAAAAUUUGGUAAUACAAUGUUAUAUGAAGCUAAAUAUUUUAAAGAAGGAACUUUAGAUAAUGCACCAAUUGUUGAUGGUGAAUUUUUACCAAAACCUAUUAAUGAAUUAAGAAAAGAAGUUUCACCAAAAUGUUGUAUUAUAGGAGUAUGUAAAUAUGAAGGUUUAUUAUUUAUGGGAUUAUAUAAAUGGAAAAUUAAUGAAAAAUUAAAAAAUAAAUUGAUUAAUAAUGUUAUAGAAUUUUUUGAAAAAAGUAAUAUUAAAUUGACAAAUGAUGAAGCAUUAGAGUUAGGUAAUUUAAAAAAUGUAUCUACUAAAAAUAAAAAAGCUUAUAAAAAGAAAAUUGUUACACUAUUUGGAGAUAUUGUUAAUAAUAUAGCUAUGAGAAGAUAUUGUCAAGAAAGUAUAGAACAUAGAAAAACUUUAAUAAAUAAUAAAAAUAGUAAUAUAAAAAGAAAUAGUUAUUCAAGUGGUGAUUCUGGUUUUGGUGAUAAAAGUGUUUCUAGUGAAAGUAUUAAUUUUUCAAAUAGUUUUUCUUCAGAAAAAGAAACAUCAAAAACAGCUCCUUUAUAUUUAUAUCGUUUUGAUCAUUUUAAUAAAGGACAUUUAAUGGCAUUCAAAUUACAUUUACCAUUUGUUAGUGCAACUCAUUCAACAGAAUUAUUUUAUGUUUUUGGUGUAAAUUUAUUUGUUGUACCAUUUUAUGUAACAGAAAAAGAUAAAAUGGUAAUGAAUAAUGUUGGAAUAUGGUGGAGUAAUUUUGCAAAAUAUGGUAAUCCAAAUGGUAAUGAAAAUACAAAUAAUAAUGAAACAUUUUUAUGGAAACCAAUAACUGAUGAUUCAUUAGAAGAAUUAAAUUAUUUAAAAAUAAAAUAUAAUCCUGAAAUGGGUAAAGAUUUUGGUGGUCCAAGAAUUAAAAGAUUUGCUGAUUUAUUUGAAAAAGCAUCAAGAAUGCAAAAUAAUGUUGAAAAUUUUGUAAAUUAA